UGACAGUUCUUCAAAGCACAUAAAGAUGGGGAAGCGACCAGAAGAAAGAUAAACGGAGCUUUCCCAACCGUCAAUCUGCCCUUCAUCAUUACUCUCCAUCAAUCUGACAGCCCAAGAUGCAGCUUUCAGUCGUCACUCUUCUUGCCCUCCAGGCCAUCGGCGUUGUCGCGGCCCCUGUCGCAGCACCUGCUGCUGAUUAUGCCGAUGUAGCUAAGGCCAACAUUAUCAUCAAGUCAGCUGGCACUUACAAGCGAGAGGCCGACUACGCCGACGUCGCCAAGGCCAGCAUCAUAAUCAAGUCUGCCGGUACCUACAAGCGUGGCGAAGAGUACGCCGACCUCGCAAAGGAUUCCAUUGUUAUCAAGUCCGCGGGUACCUACAAGCGGGAUGAAGAGAAACGAGGGGCCGAGUACGAGCAGCUGGCUAAGGACUCCAUUGUCAUCAAGUCUGCUGGCACUUACUAAGACCCGUUGACGCGGAUGCCGGGCGCCUUGGUUUCCCAUGAUGAGAUUUUUAUGAUGAGCCAAUGAGUCGAUGACCAUUGUUAGCUAAAACUUUCAUGUUUGUGGAUGCAACUGUUAUGCAUACAGUGGAUAGCGAAAGUCACACCA
Messenger RNA from Colletotrichum destructivum, 611 nucleotides. RefSeq lists its product as uncharacterized. The record is from RefSeq and is a predicted model, not a curated record. The coding region runs from base 117 to 464 and encodes 115 amino acids. The transcript is spliced from 2 exons. NCBI's taxonomy places the organism in Eukaryota, Fungi, Ascomycota, Sordariomycetes, Glomerellales, Glomerellaceae.